Messenger RNA from Arabidopsis thaliana (thale cress), 2092 nucleotides. It is a transcript of the gene EXO70G2, whose product is annotated as exocyst subunit exo70 family protein G2. Gene Ontology annotation, cellular component: exocyst. The transcript has a single exon. Gene Ontology annotation, molecular function: phosphatidylinositol-4,5-bisphosphate binding. Bases 9 to 1991 code for a protein of 660 amino acids. Gene Ontology annotation, biological process: exocytosis. The record is from RefSeq and is marked reviewed. Lineage: Eukaryota; Viridiplantae; Streptophyta; Magnoliopsida; Brassicales; Brassicaceae.
GCAAAACAAUGGCUGAAUCAAAGAGACUUGAGAGGCUUAAAGCAAUGAGAAGUUUAUUGAAGAGUGAGAUGGAGAAAUCUGAAACCUUUUCAUUGGUUCUUAACAAGACUGGAUCCAAGAUUGAAGAGAUCAACCAUAAGUUGUCGUCUUUAGAAGCUGAUCUUAAAGUUGAGAGAUGGAAGGCUUCUCCUUUCUCUGAUCAUAUCCGUCACACCAUUGCUCCAAUAUCCGCUGUCCUGAGAGUCUUUGCUACGGUUCAAGAGCUUGAGAGAUCUCUCGUGUCCUCUGAUGGAGUCCUUGGUUAUGUUUCGGAUGUUAAACGUCUUGGAGAAGCGAUGAAGCUUCUCUCCAGUAGCUGUGUUCUUGCUCUUAACUGGCUAGAAGAUACGAUCGAGUACCUAACCGAAAAGGGAAUGCCUGAAGAUCAUCCUUGCGGUUUGCGGUUCAAGACUUCCAUAGAGCUUCUCCGGGAAUUGCAAAUGACCGAGUCUCGUGCUUAUCUCAAAGGAGGUAUUCUUUACACAGCGCUGAAGAAUCUUGAAACAGAAUUCAAGCGGAUUCUCCAAGAGAAGCCGGUUUUCUCAGAAGACAACUUGAGAAAGUUGCAGGCUAUCAUCAAGAGAUUACAUGCUCACACGCGGUUAACAAGCUGCGUACCAGUUUACAUCAAAGUCCGCACCAAGGUCAUUCAGAAACGGUUUGAGAUUAGUUAUCUGGAGAAAACAAUCACAGAAGCUGAUAAUGUACAUGAUAUUGAAGGCGAUAUAGAUCAAUGGAGAUUGCAUAUGGAGAUAGCUGUGAAAGAGAUAUACGAGUUUGAGAGUAAGCUCUGCUAUGACGUAUUUGAAGAUAUUGGAGAAGAUGUUCCCUUGCGUUGCUUUGGAGAAAUAGCUUCAAAUUCAGUGAUCCUUCAGCUUCUCAGAUUUGGAUCAAGAAUCAGCAAAUGCAAGAGAGAGCCACCAAAGCUGAUCAAGCUCUUAGAUUGUUUCUCUACAAUGGACAACUUUCGGAUAGAGUUUAACAGGCUAUUUCGAGGGGAACAAUGUUCAGAGAUACGCAGAGUUACACGGGAGCUAAUCAGCAAUCUCGUUAAGGGUGUCUCCGAGAUCUUCUGGGAGUUACCUUGUCAGGUAGAGCUACAGAGACCAAAUUGCCCACCUCUUGAUGGAGGUGUCCCAAAGCUUGUAAGCGUUGUGACUGAGUACUGCAACAAGCUACUGGGGAACAACAACAAGCCAAUCUUGUCGAAGGUCCUAGAAAUUGAUUUGGGAUGGAAGAACGCAAAGUAUCAAGAAGAGCUUCUCACAGGUCACAUCUACAACAUACUGAGAGAGAUUGCUUUGAACUUGGACGCAUGGUCAAGUUCCAACAAAGAAACCGCUCUUUCUUGCAUCUUUAUGAUGAACAAUCACUCCCAUUUCUGCGGCUUGAGAGAGACUUAUCUCGGGGAAAUGAUGGGAGAGUCUUGGUUAAACGCACACGAGCAGUACAGAGACUAUUACGCUGCACUUUAUGUCAAAGAAAGCUGGGGACAUCUCUUGUCUCUACUCACAAACAAAGCUCAAACCACUUCAUCAUCAUCAUCAUCAUCAUCAGAAUCAUCUCCUGUGAAAGGAAAACGAGCCCGUGAGUCCAUUAAGCGAACAUUACAAGCGUUUUGUAAAGGAUUUGAUGAGAUAUACACAAAGCAAUCAAAUUGGGUUGUUGAGGAUGACAAGUUGGUAUGGAAGAUAUGUCAAGCAAUGGUGAAAACAGUUGUGCCAAGAUACAAGAGUUACCUACAAAGCUACAUAAAGCUUCUAGUAGAAGAAGAUCCUACGAGUGAUAGUAAGCAUUUAUAUUAUACUCCAAAGGGUUUAGAGAUGAAGCUGAAGACAAUGUUUCAGAAGAAAGAAGAAACAGAGAAGAGAGACAAAGAUUCUCACUUUGUGAACAAAGUGAUGGAUUUGGAGAUUACUCAGAAUUCUCGCUCGACAUUAGAAGCUAUAUGAUAAUACUUAGACAAGAUCACGAAACUAGACACUCGUUUCUUAGUGAAGCUUAGCCUAACAUAGAGAGGUGUGAAUUGUAUAAAAUUGGUUGUUGUAAUGAA